Linum trigynum is the source of this 1365-nucleotide messenger RNA. The record is from the annotation of a GenBank genome assembly. NCBI's taxonomy places the organism in Eukaryota, Viridiplantae, Streptophyta, Magnoliopsida, Malpighiales, Linaceae.
AUGGAUAAGGCUUGGGAGGGAAGGCCUUGGCAGCUGUCAGGGAAUACACUCCAAUUGAAGCCAUGGGAUGAGCGCAUCCGACCCCAAAAUAUCAACUUCGAUUUGGCGGAUUACUGGGUUCAGGUACAUGGAAUUCCAGAUCAUAAAAGGUCAGUCAACAACAUCGAAUCUGCAGUGGCAAUGUUUCCGAAGAUUCACGGCAUCGACAUGAGGGGACUUAACCCGGAUAGAUAUAUGGAGUUUGUUCGGGUGUUUGUCCAAACUGAUCUCAAACGACCUCUUCCCCCGGGAUCUUAUUGCACUACUGAUGGGGUGAGAGAUUGGCUUGGGUUCAGGUAUGAAAAACUCUAUAUUCUGUGCUACUACUGUGGUCGCCAAGGCCAUGUGAAACAAGUGUGCCAGAAGAAGAAAGAAGAUCUUGAGGCAGGGAUUGCAGCUCCACCAGAAGGGCGGUUCACGCCAUGGAUGAAAGCUGGAACAAGGGCGGAAAGACCUCCACCGCCACCGAGAGGAAGGGUUAUCCAUCAAUCGCCAGGAGAUGCAGGGUCGAGCUCCGGGUCUCCAGGAUUUGUGCAACACCAUAUCUGGGUUUCUGGUCGUGAUUCUCCGAUGACCGGAUCGGUCAGUUUGGGGCUGCCGGCAACACCAUCAGAGGGAAGCCCAGGGAUGGGAAUUCGAGGCCCCCCGGGAUUCACGCCUCACCCUUUUCCAACGGGCAUCUCUUCGCUCAGCCCAAGGAUGUCCCCAGGAAUCGAUGAACAACGGCUCCAAAAUCUGACUCACAGCCAAAAUCUAAUCAUCUAUGGAUCAAUCCCGAGAAGUCCUUCUCCUUCUCCUAACUAUACAAUUUCAACAAGAAAUCCCCUUCCCUUGGUAAGGAAUCUCACGUCUGAGAUGGAAGGAGCAGGAAAGUGGGCCAGUGACUCUCAUCAUCAUAAUGGCUCUCAAAGUGGGCCUAGUCAAGCCCAAAUGGAGCAAGGAAGGACUUCAGCACAUCAGGCCCAUCUCUUAUCUCAAGCAAAUUCGGGCCAGGGCCUGGUCUCUCAAAUGCUGCUGGAUCUUAACAGGAAGAUGGACCUGAAUCUCAAGCCCAAUGACUUUGAAUAUACAGAUUAUGUGAAGCAGAUGGAAGAGGGACAAGCAGAAUUUAAAAAAAGGAAGCAUGGUCAACCGCUUGAUUUUGAGGGGCCAUACUUCUCACCUGGGGAAGGGCCGAGCAAACCACGCAACGCAAGGAUUAGAGUUAAAGGAAGGAAGGUCCAGCACACCCAGGAGAAGGAAGAUUAUGGAGAUGAUGAAGAGGAUUAUCAAGGUAAAUUGUCUGAAGCGCCGGUGGCCGGCUAUAAGCCACCCGAGGGUAAAUGA